UGUGAGCUUAUUGUUUGCUAAAGAGAUACUCUCUUCUAUAUUUUAUUUAGUCAAUAAACUUUUCUUUUCUUCAGUUCUCAUAUCAUUAUUUAUCAACUCAUCUUCAAGAGCAUAAUUCAAACCCCGUCCUUUUUUAUAAAAAUCUUUUUCUGUUUUUACCAUAAUCAUAUUAAUGCAUGUGUUCUUUCAAGUAAAAUCAUGACUAACGACUAACAAUAUUUUCUAAUCUGAACUGAAGUACACCAAAAGAAAGAUUAGAAAAUUCUCCAAUAAUAUAUUUGUUCAAUAUUUUCACGAGGAAUGUAAGUAUUUAAUUUAUAAUACAAAAUAUUAAUUCACAACUGAGUCAUAUUAGGUGUUUCGUGUAAUUUACUCAUUUCUUUUCUUUUGUUUUUCUUCCAAAUAUAUACAUUGACGGAACCAAAACAGCAAAUCUUCUCCAUCUUUUGACCCACGGGCCACGGCCAUCCUCCUCCACCGUCAACUGCUGCCGGAAAAUCAAGAAUGGCACCAAAAUUCGAAACACACUCCUCACCAACCACCGCAGGAACCCAAUUUUCCGAUCCAUCCAAUGACUACUCAAUCGACCCACUUUUCCACACCCUCCGUAUCCUCCCAUUCUCCUUCCUCCGCCCACCAAAGCUCCGCCUAAAAAUCCCAACCGUCACCCUUCCCUCCGCCAUGACAAUUUACAGCCUGAUCCUCUUAACCUACUUCAUGGUCGUCUCCGGCAUUGUUUACGACGUCAUUGUUGAACCCCCUGGAAUUGGAUCAACACAAGACCGGUUCACUGGUGCUGUGAAACCGGUGGUUUUUCUACCCGGUCGAGUUAAUGGUCAGUAUAUUAUUGAAGGAUUGUCUUCUGGGUUCAUGUUUGUACUUGGUGGUGUUGGGAUUGUGAUGUUGGAUUUGGCAACUGAUAAGAACAGAGAUAAGAGUGUUAAGGUUUCGUUUGCUUCAGCUGGGGUUGUGUUUGUUGUGAUGGCUUAUGUUAUGAGUAUGCUCUUUAUCCGUAUCAAGAUCCCAGCUUAUCUUCGCUGAAAGUUUUAGCCUUUUUUCUUUGCUUUGAUAAUCAGUAAUUGUUUUAGUUUGUGACUCUCUAAAGUUUAAAGAGCUACACAUCUGAUACUGUGGUAGACGAGGAGUAUGCUUAAGUUGAUUUGGCUAUUUUUGGCUCUUGAUAGAUUUGGUUAAUGAAAUGUAUGCAAUCUUGGAUCUCAUGAAUGCAUAGUAGAAUACUGUUGUCUUUGCUUAUGU
Molecule: messenger RNA, 1257 nt
Organism: Nicotiana tabacum (common tobacco)
Lineage: Eukaryota; Viridiplantae; Streptophyta; Magnoliopsida; Solanales; Solanaceae
Cellular component (GO): oligosaccharyltransferase complex
Source: RefSeq, a predicted model, not a curated record